This is a messenger RNA of Urocitellus parryii (Arctic ground squirrel), 1514 nucleotides long. Lineage: Eukaryota; Metazoa; Chordata; Mammalia; Rodentia; Sciuridae. The record is from RefSeq and is a predicted model, not a curated record.
CCGCGGGCCAUGACGGCGGGCGGCCGGGCCGAGGGCGCGGAGCCCGACGCGGCGCGGCCGGCCUCGCGGGGCGCCCGGGUGCUGUCGGCGCUCUUCUACGGCKCCUGCUCCUUCCUCCUGGUGCUGGUCAACAAGGCGCUGCUGACCGCCUACGGUUUCCCAUCACCAAUUGUUCUUGGAAUUGGUCAGAUGGCAGCCACCAUCAUGAUACUGUAUGUUUCCAAGCUCAAUAACAUAAUUAAUUUCCCUGAUUUUGACAAGAAAAUUCCUGUAAAGCUGUUCCCUUUGCCUCUCCUCUACGUCGGAAACCACCUCAGUGGAUUAUCAGGCACAAGUAAAUUAAGCCUGCCCAUGUUCACGGUGCUCAGGAAGUUCACCAUUCCGCUCACCCUGCUCCUGGAGACCGUCGUCCUCGGGAAACAGUACUCGUUGGGCAUUGUGGCCAGUGUCUUUGCCAUCAUCCUGGGCGCUUUCAUAGCAGCUGGGUCUGACCUUGCUUUUAACCUGGAAGGCUACGCCAUUGUGUUCCUAAAUGAUAUCUUCACGGCAGCAAAUGGAGUCUAUACCAAGCAGAAAAUGGACCCAAAGGAACUAGGGAAAUAUGGGGUGCUUUUCUAUAAUGCCUGCUUCAUGAUCAUUCCAACUCUUAUUAUUAGUGUCUCCACCGGAGACCUUCAGCAGGCUACUGAGUUCAACCAGUGGAAGAAUGUCCUGUUUGUCCUGCAGUUUCUUCUUUCCUGUUUUUUGGGGUUCCUCCUGAUGUACUCCACGGUUCUGUGCAGCUAUUACAACUCAGCCCUGACCACGGCGGUGGUUGGUGCCAUCAAGUGUCAGCGACCGCUGGUGCAGCACCUUGGUUUCCCAGCUUUCAGUAUUCACUGUUUCUCCUCCAGCAUGGCGGGUGGCCUGAGGUACUCCUUCCUGACACUCAGCGGCCAGUUGARACCUAAACAGCCCGUGGAUGAAGAAAGCACCCCCCCUGGAUUUGAAACCCUAGAGUCUGGGGCAGGAUGCAGACUGGGGGCCUGGGGAGGGCAUUCCUAGCAGGGCAGCGAGACCAGAAGUUUCCUGCGGGGACGUCCACCCGUGGUCAAAGGGCACCCACAGGAACGUCUGCAAAAUGCAAAGACCGCUACCUCAACGCACUGCGCCUGGAGCCCUGGAGCCYUGGAGCCCUGGGGCUCUGCACAGAACCUGAGCAGCUGGCAGCGGGCCGCGCAGACCGGCCAGUGAGACUUGUGCAGGGACACCAGYGCUCCUCRCGGGUCGGCUGCCCUUCCCUGCCCUGGGUCUUGGAGGGCSGGAGGGCGACACUCAGUGGUGACUUUCCUUACCAGCACCUUUGCCUUAAUUUCAAGGGUCAGUGAGACCUUUUUUUUUUCCCUCUUAGUUUAAGCAAAUCUACUUUAAUAAAACUACCCRAUGAACUGCCAGGAAAAUCGUUAGCUUUGAUUGAAGCUGUGCUGGGGUCUUUUCCAUCUUAUCAAAAUAAAAUAAAAAGCCAUUUCUAUGUA